AUGCCUCCUAGGAAGAAACGUGCAGGAGCUCGGGGACCCGCGAAGAAACAACGGAUAUCCAGUCCUUCCUCUACCGACGUGGUAGCUCCUUCCUCUCCCCCACCCGAUGGCUCCGAGGUUGCCCAAGUAUCGCACGAUGACGAUCUCAGGCUCUCAGAACUCUCCGAAAGCGACUCAGGUAGCGAUCUGGGCGGUUUCAUCGUCCCGGACCCCGUUGAGAGUGGCGAUGAAGGACGCUCGCAAUCCAAGGAUGAAGGGGGAGAGGAAGAGGAAGAGGAAGAAGGGUUUGUAGAUGUCGAAGCAGGGGAGGGCGACGAGGAAAGCGAGGAUGGGUCCGAAGGCAACGACGAAGGCGUGAGCGAGCCGGAGGGCGCCGAAAGAGCCAAGAGUGGUGCGAUUGAAGAGGACGAUGAAGAUUAUGAACAUGUGCAAGUCGACGCCCUCGCGAGCUCGGGCCCCAGUGCCGAUAGUAGGCAGCGUGCCUCAUCGAGCGGUGCAAUGAAGGACUGGAGGACCGCGGAAUCCUUGACGACCCCAACUACGGACAGCGUCUCAGAGGCCGCUCCAGGCGCGCACACCGGCGCUGGCUCGCGUGGGACGGCCGAUGUUGCCGCGACUCCCGAUCCGAGCAUCCCUGCGAACAGUGCAAGCACUCAAGUCCGCACGACAAUGGAUCCGCCCACGCACGCGCCUGCCCAUGUUCUGCAAACCGCUGUUCCAACUACAUCUGGCACUGGAACCGCGAAUGCACAUGCAAGUGGCUCCUCAAACGCCCCGCGGAGUGUCCCUUCGGAAGCGCUGGCAAGCGCUUCAUCGGGUAAGCCAAUCGACGCAGCGUCAGGCUCUUCAUUUACCCCCGCUGGCCAUCCACCGGAGGAAUCUGACACCUCCAGUGUCUUGCAAGAAUGCAUCGCAGUCACUAGCGAAGGAGGCGAAGGUAAAUUGGUUCUGACGACCGAUUUAUCACGGGCUUUGCCAAGCGACGAAGCCGGGCGACAGCGCAUCCUGAAGAUCAUCGAGGAUCCAGGAAAGCACGAGGGAGCUUUGAACCUGGCGUCCCAGCCUAUUGAUACGCUGGUAUAUAAUCCCACACGUGGCGUGCGCCAAGUCACCACCACCAAGAAUAGAUCUCGGGCGGCUCUUCUCUUCAUGGCCGGUAUUAUUACCCACAACGGCUUGCAACGGCGUGAGGGGGACAGCGAAAAGAACUUCGCGAAGCAAGUGUGCCUCGCGCCUUUCAAGGACAACUUUGCUCGGGUAUUGGCGACAUGUAGGCGUGUACUGGGCAAGAAGUACAUAUUUAUGGGCAGCUACCGCACGGGAGUCUCAUUCUCUUCAGGUCGUCAUAAUACCUCUCGUACAGACAGGACGCCGGCGUUCAAUCCCGUUCUUGCGCGCAAUGCGGAAGUUCCUGUCUUCGACGCUCGUACCAAAUCCUUGAAGUGGAAAACAUGUCUGGUGAAACUGGAUCGCCUGCAGGAAAGCGACGUCAUCGUUGGCAUGCCCUGCAUAGUUCUCUUCACGCUUGGGAGAUAUUCCCUGACGAGCCGGAAGCCCGGAAUCAACCCGAAUACGGUGAAAGACGCGCUGUCUCUCAACUUACAGGGUGUCAUCGUCCUCCACGAUACCGAUCCAGCCAUCAGCGCCGACGCAGUCGGCAGUUUCCAACUUGACUAUACCGGUAUUCAACGUGACCCCAGUUUAUCCGCUGCCCAGGCGAUCCAGCAGCAACCCCUACAGGUUUUGCUCACACCAGGAGAAGUACAGGCUUCUGAGAUGGAUGACAAUGCCGACGACUCGGAUGUAUCUCUUUGA
Messenger RNA from Peniophora sp. CBMAI 1063, 1815 nucleotides. The record is from the annotation of a GenBank genome assembly. NCBI's taxonomy places the organism in Eukaryota, Fungi, Basidiomycota, Agaricomycetes, Russulales, Peniophoraceae.